AGUGUAAGAUCCAAACGGUUUCACGAAGAAACGAAUUAAGAAUAUUGGAAGAGUAGUUAGUUGCGUCGCCAACUCAUCGGAAAAAUUUGAAUUUCUGGGCAAAAGGAAAAAGCCAUCAUCAUCUCCAACAGCGACAACAAGGACAAAGCUAAAAGUCCCUGUUCUGUUUUCAGAGAGCAACGUUUAACGUUUCGUUUACACAGCACGAAAACACAACAACACUCACAACACCAAUUUUCCCAAAUCCUUGGUUUUGUUCCGUGUCUGUUAUUGUGUUACAAUUUCUCUCUCCUUAUUAUUAUUAUUUUUUUCUCUCUCUUUCUCUUUCCUUGGGACUGAGGAGGUUUGUUUCUCGUUCGCAACAACCUCAACCUCCUCAUUCAAACCUCGUUACUUUCGCUUUCAGCAAUGGAAACCAUCGACCUUCCUCGAUUAGGCAAAUGCGCCUCUGGAGUUCGUUUUCGGAGGUUGUGUUGAUCCGACCCUUUUCCACCUUAUUUUCUUCAAACCACCCCCAGUGGAAAGGAAUUCUUUUUUUCAUUCUUAUUUCCAUUUUCCGCGCUAGUUCCGAAAUGGGUCGGAGGAAUCAGGAAACGGGGUGUUGAAAAUUGAGAAUUUGAGGGAAACGUUGUGAAAAAAUUUCUUUGAAUUUUGGUGAUUGAAGUUUUCAAGAUGAUGUUAUCAUCAGCUUCGAUGUCUUCUCUAACGAGGAGUUCGUUGGAAGAGAUGCUUGAAUCGCUUCGCCGGAGAGACGAGGAGGAGAAGCCGAAGGACAAGCCGCCGGCAUUGCCGUCGCGGCCUCCGUCGAGGGCGCGGUUGCCGUCGGCGAGGAGGUUGCCUAAUAGCUUCAAGGUUGAUGGUGAGAUGGGGCACAGGAGGAAGAGUAGUUUUGGGCACAAGAAGAUAAAGAUGGAUGUUGAAUCUCCUUAUGUAGUUAUAUCAGAAGAGAAAGUGAGUGAACAAGUAUCGCCUUGUCCAGUUUCAACAUCCAAUGAGUCUUCUUCAGAUUGUGAAGCUCCUCCUUCAUCAGGGGAGUUUGAGGAUGACAAUGUUGGUUAUUUCAUGAAAAAGAAACUUCAUGUUUGGUGUAGGCAACCAAAAGGGAAGUGGGAGCUAGGAACGAUACAGUCAACUUCAGGAGAGGAAGCAUCUGUUUCACUCUCAAACGGAAAUGUUAUGAAAGUAGCUAGAUCAGAUAUCCUACCAGCUAAUCCUGAUAUUUUAGAGGCUGUCGAAGAUCUUAUACAGCUCAGUUAUUUAAAUGAGCCCUCAGUUCUUCACAAUCUUCAGUCUAGAUAUUCUCAGGAUAUGAUUUAUAGUAAAGCAGGGCCUAUUUUAAUUGCACUCAACCCUUUCAAAGAUGUCCAGAUUUAUGGAAAUGAUUAUAUCUCAGCUUAUAGGCAGAAACUUAUGGAUAGUCCUCACGUUUAUGCUAUGGCAGAUGCAGCUUAUAAUGAGAUGAUGGAAGAUGAAGUGAACCAGUCUAUCAUCAUCAGCGGUGAGAGUGGAUCUGGAAAAACAGAGACAGCAAAAAUUGCUAUGCAAUACUUAGCUGCUCUUGGUGGUGGUUGUUCUGGAAUAGAAAAUGAAAUUCUUCAGACAAAUUUUAUACUAGAAGCUUUUGGGAAUGCAAAAACAUCUAGGAAUGACAACUCUAGCAGAUUUGGGAAGUUGAUUGAAAUUCAUUUCAGUGCAAUGGGGAAAAUUUGUGGGGCAAAAAUUCAAACUUUUCUGUUAGAAAAGUCAAGAGUUGUUCAACUUGCUUUGGGCGAGAGGUCAUAUCACAUAUUUUAUCAACUUUGUGCUGGAUCUUCGUCUGAGCUCAAAGAAAGACUGAAUCUUAGGAUGGCUAGUGAAUAUAAAUAUCUUAACCAGAGUGAAUACUUGACAAUUGAUGGUGUUGAUGAUGCUAAAAAGUUUCAUGGGCUGAUGGAAGCAUUGGAUGUUAUUAGAAUGUGCAAAGAGGAUCAAGAAUUGGUUUUUAAGAUGCUGGCUGCGAUUUUAUGGCUGGGAAACAUAUCAUUCCAAGUUAAUGACAAUGAAAAUCACAUUGAAGUGGUGAAUGAUGAAGCUGUAACCAAUGCUGCUUUGCUAAUGGGCUGUAGUUCCCAAGAGCUAAUGGAAGCAUUAUCUACCCAUAAAAUCCAAGCUGGCAAGGAUACUAUUACCAAGACAUUGACCUUGCGACAGGCAAUCGAUGCAAGAGAUGCAUUAGCAAAAUUUAUCUAUGCAAGCUUGUUUGAUUGGCUUGUAGACCAAGUUAAUAAGUCACUUGAAGUGGGUAAACGACGCACUGGGAGGUCCAUAAGUAUCCUCGAUAUUUAUGGGUUUGAGUCAUUUCAGAAUAACAGCUUUGAGCAAUUUUGUAUAAACUAUGCCAAUGAGAGGCUUCAACAACAUUUCAAUCGGCAUCUAUUUAAACUUGAGCAGGAGGACUACGAGCUAGAUGGCAUUGAUUGGACUAAAGUAGAAUUUGAGGACAAUCAAGGAUGUUUGGAUCUCUUCGAGAAGAAGCCUCUGGGGCUAUUCUCUCUGUUGGACGAGGAAUCAAAUUUCCCCAGGGCCACUGGUCUAACACUUGCGAACAAACUUAAGCAGCACCUGCACACUAAUCCUUGCUUCAAAGGGGAAAGAGGCAGGGCUUUUAGUGUCUGUCAUUAUGCAGGAGAGGUUUUGUAUGAAACAACUUGCUUCCUAGAAAAGAACAGAGAUCCACUACCGUCGGGUUCCAUUCAACUACUGUCAUCUUGUAGUUGUGAACUGUUACAGUUGUUCUCCAAGACACUUAAUCAGUCUACGAAGCAAUCAAAUUCCUUGUAUGGAGGUGCUCUGGACUCACAAAAGCAGAGUGUUGGCACAAAGUUCAAGGGUCAAUUGUUCAAGUUGAUGCAUCAGUUGGAGAGUACCACACCUCACUUUAUUCGCUGUAUAAAGCCUAAUACUAAGCAUCUUUCUAGAAUAUAUGAUGAAGAUCUUGUGCUACAACAGCUCAAGUCCUGUGGAGUUUUGGAGGUUGUUAGGAUUUCAAGGGCUGGAUAUCCAACUAGAAUGACACAUCAAGAGUUUUCCAGAAGGUAUGGGUUUCUGCUUUCUGAGGCAAACGCAUCUCAGGAUCCAUUGAGCAUCUCAGUUGCUGUUUUACAACAGUUUAAUAUCCCUCCCGAAAUGUACCAAGUUGGCUUCACCAAACUCUAUCUUCGAACAGGGCAGAUUGGGGCACUGGAGGAUAAGAGAAAACAUCUUUUGCAGGGAAUACUUGGGAUUCAAAAAAGCUUUCGUGGUUAUCAAGCUCGCCAUCAUUACCAUGAACUUAAGAAAGGAGUGGCUACUUUACAAUCAUUUUUUCGUGGAGAAAAUGCAAGAAGGCAAUAUGGUGUUAUGGUGAAGUCUUCUAUAACUAUUUCUUCUGAAAAUAUUAAGGAGACACAGGCAGCCACAAUUCUACAAUCUGUAAUUCGUGGGUGGCUGGUUCGGAGGCAUGCUAGUGGCAAAAAUAAGUCAAAGAAAUAUCCUGAAAAUGCUAAAUCUAAGCAAAGGACACGCGUGAGGUUGCCUGAAGAAAAGCAGGAUGUGUCUAGUGAGCGAGUCCAGAAUCUGCCUUCAGCUUUAGCAGAACUGCAAAAGCGGGUUGUCAAGGCCGAAGCCACCAUAGAGCAAAAGGAAGAGGAAAAUGCUGAAUUGAAGGAACAACUAAAACAAUUUGAGAAAAGGUGGAUUGAAUAUGAGAAAAAGAUGAAAUCAAUGGAGGAGAUGUGGCAAAAACAAAUGGCAUCUUUGCAAAUGAGCCUUGCUGCUGCUAGAAAGAGCCUUUCUGCUGAGAAUGCUGGCGGUCAACUUGCAAGACGCGAAGUUGCAUCUUUCAGCUAUGAAUCAGAAGAUGCUACUACCAUGGGAACUCGAACUCCUCGAACGCCGGGUGCAAGCACGCCGUUGAAGUAUUCGAGUAGUCUUUCCGAAGCUAAUGGCUCUUUGACUUCAGUCAGCAACCUGAUGAGGGAAUUUGACCAGCGCAGACAGACAUUUGAUAAUGAUGCCAGGGCUCUGGUUGAGGUUAAAACUGGUCAAUCUGCUAACACAAAUUCCAUCGAAGAACUUCGGAAACUCAAACAUAGGUUUGAGGGGUGGAAGAGUGACUACAAGGUUAGACUAAAAGAGACAAAAACAAGACUUCAUAAAGUAGGGAAUUCAGAAUUGGAUAAAAGGAAGAGAUGGUGGGGGAAAUUGAGUUCUAGAGCACUAUAGCAUUCAGGUUACAAAUAUAUUCUCUUUGUCGAAGGUGAAUAAAAGGUGAAAGAUUAGGAUGGAAAAUGGUAAAAUGAUUGUUGUCAUAAAUGGUAAGUGUUACUGUUGUGUUAGAUGGCGAAGGGAAGAAAUGUAUAUCUACCAAUUUUGUUACAUGGGGGAAGUGGUGUAUAGUUGUAGACUUUAGGAUGCAUAGUUGUAUGUGUAGUCUAGUUUGGUCAUGUAUAUGCUGUUGUUGCUGAUGUAAUGUAAAAUUUAGCCUCCAUUAUAAGUGUUGAUAUCUUCAAUAUUACUAUAUGAUACAUGAGAAACUUAGACUAAUAUGUUUUUAUUUUCUCAAAUUUGGGACAAGUUUAUUUUUGGUUCCUUAU
Molecule: messenger RNA, 4613 nt
Organism: Cajanus cajan (pigeon pea)
Lineage: Eukaryota; Viridiplantae; Streptophyta; Magnoliopsida; Fabales; Fabaceae
Gene: ATM2
Product: myosin 2
Biological process (GO): actin filament organization
Cellular component (GO): membrane; myosin complex; cytoplasm
Molecular function (GO): microfilament motor activity; actin filament binding; ATP binding
Source: RefSeq, a predicted model, not a curated record